AUGAGUGAAUCAAAUCCAAUAGAAUCUGAAGAGAUAAAUAAAAUAACGAGUGUAGCUGAUAAAGUUAUUUCUGCACAAAGUUCUAGUCAACUAAAAGAAAUAUUAGAAACAAGCAACUCUGAAGAAAACAUAAUAACAGAAUCAAUAAACAAACGUCGUAGAACAAGAGUAAUAAUAUACUUUGCGGUUUUUGUAUUUAUAACAUCAUAUAUUAUAUGUUAUUUACUCAUUCAAGUAAGUAAAAGAUCUGGUUUAAUAGGGAAACCAUUACCAAUCCAAAUUGAUGAUAAUUCAGAAACAAUGAGUAUUGAUGAAUUAAAUUAA
This is a messenger RNA of Entamoeba nuttalli P19, 324 nucleotides long. RefSeq lists its product as hypothetical. The record is from RefSeq and is a predicted model, not a curated record. NCBI's taxonomy places the organism in Eukaryota, Evosea, Mastigamoebida, Endamoebidae. The transcript has a single exon. Bases 1 to 324 code for a protein of 107 amino acids.